GUGCAUCUGAGCUAUUUAUCUGCAUCCGUACACAGUACCACAAGGAUGGCUGUCUCAGUACGUCGAUGUACAAUCAUACUGGGACUUCUUGUCUUAAUACUGACCUGCUAUGCAGAAGACAAACCACAGGAAAACUCAGAUCCGAAACCAGAUGAUUCAGAAACAAAGCCAGUCACAGACAUCCCCAAAUUUCUGAAUCUCCUGGGAACAGAGAUCAUUGAGAAUGCAGUUGAUUUCAUCCUUCGCUCCAUGACCAGGGGAUCGUAAGCACCGAGACGAACCUUGCCUUCGUCCUGUUUCCUGAUAAUAAUGACCAUAUUGUGUCAAAAUAAAUAAAAAAGGAAAUUUAUACUACA
Chinchilla lanigera (long-tailed chinchilla) is the source of this 356-nucleotide messenger RNA. It is a transcript of the gene CUNH5orf46, whose product is annotated as chromosome unknown open reading frame, human C5orf46. The record is from RefSeq and is a predicted model, not a curated record. Lineage: Eukaryota; Metazoa; Chordata; Mammalia; Rodentia; Chinchillidae. Bases 46 to 267 code for a protein of 73 amino acids. The transcript has 2 exons.